AAUGGUUUCUUUAUAUUGAAGAAGUUAGAUUUUUAAAAACAUAGUUUGCGAUGAGUUUGUGAGGAAUAAAAGGAAUAAAUCACUUGACGCAAUUAAGUAACAGAAAUGAAAUUACUGAAGAACGGUUUUGUGUUUUUUCUACACGUUGUAUUUAUCACUUUCGCGCAUGUUAAUGGUCAAACUUGGAAUGCUUAUCGGUCUGCUUAUGAAACAAUAUACAACCACUAUUACAAUAAUGGUACCAGUCUCAUUGACAUUGUACCUAUUGUCAACCAAAGCAAUCCGAUGACGGUGCAAAUGGGGCUCGCUUUGAACUCGCUGAACGGGUUCGAUGCCGUCCUUGGGCAAAUUGACAUUAGCGGCAGUAUGAAGCUACAAUGGACCGAUGAAGUCGUUUUUACCACUUACACCUCUCUUGCCGGAAAUUCGUUGGAUGCCAUUCUCAUAGAUUACGACAAAGCCUGGUCCCCGUCAUUAGUGCUAGUCAACGCGGUUGAUACGGUUAAAAAUAUAGGAGAUACAACGUACAAGCUGAUGUACAACCCUGAUGACCAAACGGUAAAAUGGGAACCAAGAAUUUUGCUCCGCGGUUCGUGUACUCCGGAUGUUACGUAUUACCCGUUUGAUAGGCAAGUGUGUGACUUCACAUACACGGCAUGGGGCUACAUGUCCGAAGAAAUCCGCCUGCAAAUUAUGACGACAGAAUGGGAUAUGUCCGACUACGAGAAGAAUGGUGUAUGGAAGGUCAUCUCAACAAACUCGGAAAUCUACCAGUAUGGAGGGUCUGAUUACGUCAAAUUUGAGAUUACAAUUCAAAGACAACCUCUGUACUUCACCUUCAAUAUCGGACUUCCCAUUUUAUUACUGGGACUUUUAAACGGUUUUGUAUUCUUGCUACCGGCCGAGAGCGGGGAACGAAUUGGAUUCUGUAUCACGUGUUUCCUGUCGUUCGUGGUCCUGAUGCAGACGACAAUGCAAUUUCUGCCGCAGAUCGCGAGCCCGAUGUCACUGCUGUGUGUCUACGUUUUUUUGAUGAUGUGCUUCAGCGUAUUCAUCAAUAUUGUCACUGUGCUAAUGUUGAGGAUCUACCAUAAACCAGAAAAGGAGAAGGUAC
Messenger RNA from Ruditapes philippinarum (Manila clam), 1114 nucleotides. Its product is annotated as neuronal acetylcholine receptor subunit alpha-6-like. Gene Ontology annotation, biological process: nervous system process; regulation of membrane potential; monoatomic ion transmembrane transport. NCBI's taxonomy places the organism in Eukaryota, Metazoa, Mollusca, Bivalvia, Venerida, Veneridae. Gene Ontology annotation, molecular function: neurotransmitter receptor activity; extracellular ligand-gated monoatomic ion channel activity; transmembrane signaling receptor activity. Gene Ontology annotation, cellular component: membrane; synapse; neuron projection. The record is from RefSeq and is a predicted model, not a curated record.